AUGUCCUGGCACUGGCAGCCUUAUCACCUGCAGCUACCCUCCUGCCCGGCACUCUACGUCGACUUGGUAGAGCCACUCAGGAUAGACUUUGAAGCUUUGCUGAGCACGGCUGUGGAUGCUUGUGCUAGCGAUGCUAGACAGCCCGCGAAAUUGCUCUGGGAGCACGGUGUGUUCAGGAGCAUCUUCGAGCCUGGCGAUGUGGUGGGCUGGGAAGACACUUUUAUGUUGCCCGAUCUGCCUGUGCCGGAUGAUCCCGAAGCAAUUCUCCCACCUUCAGAAAAGAAGAGGCGUCUUAGAGAAAGUGGCCUCGUUCCUGGAGUGUGUUUUGCGGUGGUACGGAAAAGCCACGGCAUAUCUUGGCAAGAUCAGCGUGACAAGGACCACGACCGGGCCAUGGCUCGAUGGACCUUUGUUAUCUUGAGGUGGGCCGACCUUCGCCCGGACCUCUUGAUCUGCAAGAGUUUGCUUGAGUGUGCUACCGCAGAAGAACGUACGGAAGUUCUUCGGGGAUGGUCCGACGAGAUUUUUCCAUAUGAAGAGGGCAAUGUUUACAAGCACAUGGUUGCAGCCAGAGCUGGCGGAGCGAAGCCGGCACAGAUGCGUGCGCUUCGUGAAGCGUUGAUCUUCGUUCGACAUGUCUUCUCAAUUGAGGAGAUUGAGGACGUGAUAUCCAGCAGGCGGUGUCUUGGUGCAGCAUCGAGGGGUGCACGGCGGAAGGCGCGCCGAAGGGCAGACCCUUUGACCUUGAAGAAUUUGAGGCUGCUCCAUUCCAUGUUGGGGGACAAGAGUGUCCCCGCUUGGGAUCGUGUUUUCGCGGGAGCAGCUUUGUGCUGCGCGUACAUGCGAUCACGAGGGUCCGAUUUUCAGCACUCUAUCUCGUGUGGGCUGGAGUGCGGGGAUGAUGGUGAGAGGCUCUUCCUGGAAUUCACCUGUGAGGACUACAAAACGGUCAACUCUAAAUUCUUUGCGGGUGCACCGCUUCGUAUGAUCGCUCCUGGACGGGGUAUUGCUGGGCCGAACUGGCUCGAUUUGUGGCACGAGGCUCGAGUGGAGGAGAUGUCUUUAUGGCUUCAGAAGAUCUUCGUCGACCGUGGAUCACUCAGAACAUCUGGCCACACGCUGAAGAGGACCUUCCUUACCAUGGCGACAAAGCGUGGCGUUGAGCACUUGGACCAGUUGGUUCUGGGAGGACACGCAAACUCUGCCGGGAUGGCCGACACUUAUGGCGAUGACGAGUUGGCACGCCCCCUCCGCCUGCUCAUGGCCUUGAUCUCAGAGAUCCGAGAGGGUGUCUUUGAUCCAGAUGCUGGUCGCGCGGGUUAUUUGCGUGGGAGUGGCUUGGAAGAGCUUCGAUUGGGCUUUGUUGCCCAGACGGAAGAUCGUCACCCUCCCUCCGCUGUGUCAUGGGAGAGGGUGACGGGUGACGACGACACGUUUGGCUUGAUCGACGCUCUUGAUAAGGAAGUACCGAGUCAGCCAGGCGUCUUCUUUCCGGGCGAAGCUGACGAGAACCUUAUGGGGCAGGAUUCUGUCGAUGAGCCACCCGAAGCUGAGGUGGGUGACGGCGGUGUAUCCUCUUUGGAUGCAGAAGACGACAAACUCACCGGCGAGGAUUCUGACUCUUCUAGUUCGAGUGGAUCAAGUGACUCAGGUGACAGCUCCGGAAGUGAUGACGAACCGGCUCGGAUUAUGCCGCCGCCGGAGCCUGCGGAAGGCACAACAUUUUUGCAGCAUCAGAGAACUCGCUUACUACACAUGAUUGCUGACAACAACCGCCGCGUACUGAUGUGUGGGCGGAUGGUUAGCGACUUGUACAGUCUUCCACAGCGAAUCAGGUUUGACUCAUCAGUGUGCCGCAACUGCAAGAAGGCAGUGGCGGUGAUGCUGCCUGUUCUUGCGGAACACAGCCCUGAAUUCUCGGCUGACCUGGUGCUCGAGCCGUCUUUAGGGAGCGGCAUGUCGCUGGUUGACAGUGAGGCUUCAUUUCGACAGCGAUGUCAGGACGUCGGCGGUGGUGCGAUUCACACUGCACUGUCUGACCAAGGGAUCACUUCCUUUGCCUCGCUUGCAUACUCCUGUGGCACGCCUCAGGAUCGACCCUCACAGGCACAGGCGGAAAUGGACGCAUUUGCAGUAAAGAUAUUGGGGGCUGCUCCCCGUUUGGGGGAUGUUUCAAUCUUGAAGCGAUUGAUGUUCGAGUCAGCCACAUAUGUCAUAGCUCAGUUGCGUCAAGCUGUGCAAGGGGACUCCGCCGAACAACCUCGAAAGCUUCCACUCGCUGAAAAACAGGCCAGGGCCGAGGAUCAGCGCCGUCGGCUUAGUGGAGUGCAUAUAGAGCGUGAUUUGGUCCCUUCCCAUGCUUUGGUGGACCUCUGCUGUCACAUGCAUGAUGUGGGCAUUACUUGGAUAUCGCCGGGCAAAUGCACCAGCCGCGAAUCAGAAAUUCAGCUUUCAACGAAGGACAUUGCUUCUUAUGAUUCGCCGAUCAAGUUGCAGUGGUGCCUUCAGCGCCGCGGUCUGGCCUUGGACCAGGAGUGUCCUCCGGGGUUCCACAAGCCUGAUAUGAAUCGCAUUGUGCAGGCCGAUCGUGAGGCCUGGUUGAUCAUGGCGUCCGAGGUGCCAUCACUUAAGCCCAGUGCUGCUGGCGAGUACCCUCUGGGUAAGGCUUUGGAUGCUUUGAGGACUGACCCUCGGAUCACCAUGUACUUGAUGGCUACUUGGGGCCGUGCACCGGAUGUUAAGGUUCAGGACAUUGAGCAAGGCUCCCCUGCUAAGCCAGGUGAAGGUAUGUCCCGAGCAGCCAAGCGCCGUCGACGUGCAAAGGAGGCGGCUACUGCCGCCAAGCAUACAACGCCUGCUGGACGGGGCACAGGCGCUCAGGCUACUGCUGCACAGGCUACAAAGACACGCACCAUGCCAGCUGAACUCAAGGAUGCCCAUCAGAAAACUGAGGACGGCAAGCCCAUUUGUUGGGACCAUAAUUGUGCCGGCUGCAAGGCCAAGACUGAAGGAGACCCACCGCGCUGCCCUCGGGGUGUCCAUGUUUGUGCUUACUGUCGCCGAGCGGCUGCCAUUUCUGGCUAUGGCCCACACUCAGUGGGAUUUCAUUUUUCCCCCGCCGCCACUUCUGAGGUUGCCGAUGUGUUGGCACCCGCGCAGGCGAUAGCAUUGCAAUGCCUUCAGGCCGGUUUUGCUAGUCAUGACGAUUUUCGAAGCUUGAUCGCUUUGCUCCCUGCGGACACUGCCGGCGCCCCGUCAGAAGAAUCUGUGGACCCGACAGCUCCCAAAUCUUUCACAUCCGGCGCAUAUGUCCAUCAGGCCAAAGCCGGAUUGCGUUCUAAUUUUCACGCCUUUCCUUUCAGCACUAUGCUUCUCGCCGCCGUCUUGUCGGCGUCUUUUUGCUCUCGCUGCUUCUCGUCUGUUGGACUUUUCUUGAAUUUGAAGGCGCCUCUGCACAACGACGCCAACAACGAUCAUGCCCACCCCAACCUGAUCUUGCCUGCCUCUGUUUUCCACAAUGGCCAGAUUUGGGUUGAGGGUAAAGGCGGGUGCCCGUGCCCCGACCCCGGCGUGCCACGUCUGGGCUACUUGCUGCCUGUUGCCGAUGGCCCACAGUUGCUUCCUUCAGAGCGGUUGCACGUUGAGUCCGGAUCGGCCUCAGACGAUGUGCUCCCUGUGCCACCGCCCAAGCAUACUGGACUGCAGGAGGCCUUUCCUCAACAGGCCACGCCACUGGUCAUCGAGAUCUUUGCCGGCACGGCUCGGCUUAGCACUGCCUGUCAAAAGCUGGGCUUCCGAACGCUUGCAAUCGAUAAAUCCACCGCACGUGGACGCUUCCCCAUACAACGUCUUGACCUCACCGAUGCUGACGACCUUUGCAUUCUUCUGGUUAUUAUCCGUCUUGAGGCGGCCAAUAUUGUCUGGAUUCAUUGUGCGCCGCCGUGUGGCACCGCGUCUGCGGCGCGCUCCAGACCCAUUCCGGAAUUGACGGCUGCUGGUGUUCGGGUGCCGCAGCCUUUGCGCAGUACUUCCGAACCCGAAGGACUCUCCACUUUGACCGGCGCGGAUCUUGAACGGGUCCAGCAGGCCAAUAUGCUCUACCGUGCUGUCGGGCAAAUUGCUGACCUGGCUCGACAAUUGAACAUCUUCGUCACCGUGGAAAACCCGCGCAACUCUUUGGCUUGGUUGUGUGAUGGUCUGGACGAUCUGUUCCGAUCACCACAUCACACCGUGGUCUACGAUGCCUGCAUGCAUGGUGGCACACGUGACAAAACCACCUUGUUGUGGUGCUCUGAUGAUUGGUUUCAGCCUCUCGCUCUUCGGUGCUCACGCGACCACCAGCACGCUUCAUGGAAACCUCGUUUACAACCACAUGCUACCUCUUUCCCGACUGCCGAUGAAGCUGCAUAUCCGGUGCUGCUUUGUGAACGAAUGGCCCACAUCAUUGCCGAACGUGCUGGUGGACUAGCGCUUGCUGCGCCCGACCCACGCCCUUUUUCGCAGGUAUACUUGCAGCGACAGCCUCGUUUUGCACGGCCCUUGGUUGCCUGCUAUUCUGGAAGUGAUGACUGGGCCAUCCCUGUUCGAUCCGAUGAUCUUACCUCCACACUGCUGGCUUGCUACCCAAAGGGAGCGCGCAUUAUUCAACGCAAACUUGUGUCCUGGGGUAUGGUGCGGGUUUGCGUGCCUUCCAAAUGCACAGGCAUCGACUUGUCAUCGUUGCAUUCCAAAUACCCCCAACGGGUGAAGAUCGCUGAUUGUACUGAGGAGGACCACCUCAAGCAUGACGAAACAGUCGCGAUAAUGGGUUUCAUUGGGGCAGACGAUCCGUGCUCCGAGCAUGCGGAGAUUGUUUCUGUUGGAAUACCUAAAGAACCCUGCGACUUUGUGGCGGAUGCCGUGAAGGCUGGACAUCCUAGGAAUGCUCUGAACGCGAGCCGGGAAGGACCUUCUUCCAAAGUUGCAGAUGCCAUUCUCAUGGAUUUCGAACAGAGGGAGCGGCUUGCCUCAAAAACCAAGGAUCGUUGGAGUCGGAUUGCGGCUACAACUAAGCCCUUGAAUCAGAACAUGUUGAAGAACAAACCGGACUACAUUGUGACCGCGUUAGGGGAUAAGAAUCUUUUGGCCUGGAAAAGUAUUCUUGGUGACAAUGGCUUCCCGGACCAACAACUCUGGUCCGACCUGCGCGAUGGACUUAGACUGACUGGCUGGAUGCGGGACACGGGAAUCUUCGACAAGAAAGUCCGUCCCCCACAUACAUCGCUGGAGCACCUGCAAAGUCAAUCCCAGUACCAAACACCGUUGACCUUGAAAAGGCUACAGAAGACUGUUGUUGACAUCACGGCACGCAAGGCGUGGGCUGAAACGGUGGAGGAGGAGAAAAAGGGAUGGAUCUUUCGGGAUGAAAAUGCAAAUCUCGAUGACAUAGUCUUGGCUCAUCGUUUCGGCUUGCAGCAGAUGGACAAAGUUCGUGUAAUCGACAACGGCAAGGAGUGUGGCCUCAACUUGGCUUGUGGGCUACCAGAGAAGUUCACCUUGCAUGGAGUAGACGUGCUUGCUGGAGUUUUCAUCGAGUUGCUCAACCGUCCUGAAGCUGCCGGCAAAAGGAUCAAAGGGAAAACCAUAGAUCUGGUCUCUGCGUACAAAUUUUAUCCAAUCCACCCUCAAGACAGGCGUCAUCUGAGGAUCGGGGUCUAUGACACAGACUCUGGCAUAGUCAGGAUUUAUGGAACCAACGUUCUUCCUUUCGGUGCCACCGGAAGUGUGGCAGGUUUCCUGCGAGUUUCGGCGGCGAUUUGGCAUACGGGCAUCCAGGACCUUGGCCUGGGAUGGUGUGCCUACUUUGACGAUUUUCCUUUGAUGGCCCUUGAAGGUCAUGAAGACCAGGUUGGAGGAUUGGCUGGAGAAGUGUUUGACGCACUGGGGAUCCAAUACGCAAAGGAGGGGAAGAAGGCCACUGACUUUGAUUACACUUUUGCCGCCCUGGGAUUGCAGUAUGACUUGACGAGAUUCAAUGAGGGGGUGGUCAUCAUUCGGCAUACGGAAGCACGUACUGCUGAGCUGGUGGAGACGCUCGAGGGAAUCUUACGUGAUGCUGUACUCCGACCCAAGGAUGCGGAAGUUUUGAGGGGAAGGAUGCAUUGGUUUACUUCGUAUCUUUUCGGUCGUGCACCGUGCGAGGCGAUGAGACAGAUAUCCUUGAGGGCUCAAUGCAUGGACUCAUGCACACGGCUCACUGACGACCUGACCGAGGCGAUUCAAACCUUGCUCCGCUACGUGGUGGACUCCAGGCCAUUAGAGCUGAGGCAGACGACAGGGCGCGAGAUGUAUGUUUUUACAGAUGGCUCGUAUGAGCCCACGGCUGAGAAGCGAGCCGGCAUUGGUGGCGUCCUCUAUGACAGCGCUGGCACGCCAUUGUCCUUCUUCUCUGCACAGGUGAACGAGGACGAUCUGCGGGCUCUUGAGGAAACUUCUGAUCAUCCGAUAUAUGAGGUGGAACUGUAUGCCGCAUUGGUUGCAUUUGAGAUUUGGGGACCCUUAUUGGAGGAUUCCUUUUCCGUUUUUUACCUUGAUAACGAGGCCGCUCAGUCAGCACUCAAUGCGGGCCGUUCGGGCACGGAUCAUGGAAGGAAGCUGGUCCAACGUUUCUUGGACGCCGAGCACAGGUGGCGGGCAAGGCCGUGGUUCGGGCGAGUCCCGACCCACUCGAAUCCAGCGGAUGAGCCAAGCCGCGACUGCUGCAAAAGGCUCUUGAAUCAAGGCGCUCAGCGGAUGCAUACUAGUGGUGAGAAGAUGCUUGUUUGA
Symbiodinium sp. CCMP2592 is the source of this 6804-nucleotide messenger RNA. NCBI's taxonomy places the organism in Eukaryota, Dinophyceae, Suessiales, Symbiodiniaceae. The record is from the annotation of a GenBank genome assembly.